AUGAAUCAAAAGACACAUAUUGAAACAGUUGUGGUCAAACAGUCAGAAGAAGCUCGGAUAGCUUAUCGCACUUGCUUGAAUGCGUCAAUUGAUUGCACUAAGUUUUUGUUGCGACAAGGUCUUUCAUUUCGUGGUCAUGAUGAAAGUGACACUUCAAACAAUAGAGGUAACCAUUUGGAGCUCAUGCAAUUCCUUGCGGAUCAUGAUGAGAAAAUAAAGGCCCUUGUGUUAGAUAAAGCUCUGGGAAAUCUCAAGCUAAUAGCUCAUUCAAUUCAAAAAGAUCUUGUUCAUUCAUGUUCCGUUAAAACCAUUAAAACUAUCAUAAGUGAUAUGAAGAAUGCUAGGUUCUUUUCUCUAUUGGUUUAUGAGGCACGUGAUGUUUCUAUAAAGGAGCAAAUGACGGUGGUUUUGCGUUAUGUGGACAAAAAUGGGAAAGUCAUUGAAAGGUUUGUAGGAGUUCAACAUGUUCUUGACACCACUUCAAACACAUUAAAGGAGUCUAUUGAUGCCUUCAUUCAUUUCAAUGAGUUGUGCUUCUCCAAUUUACGAGGGCAAGGUUACGAUGGUGCUAGUAAUAUGAAAUGUGAGUUCAAUGGACUCAAGACAAAGAUUUUGAAUGAUCAACCUUGUGCAUUCUAUGUUCAUUGCUUUGCUCAUCAACUCCAAUUAGCUCUUGUUGCCGUAGCAAAGGAUAAUGUUGAUGUUAACACAUUCUUCCUAUUGGCUAAUAAUGUGGUAAAUAAUAUUGGAGCUUCAUGUAAGUGUCGUGAUGCACUUAGAGAGAUGCAACAAAAAGAACUUAUGAAAGCUCUUGAAAAUGAUUCUCUUAUGACGGGACGAGGCUUAAAUCAAGAAACUAGUCUCAAAUGUGCCGGAGCUACAAGAUGGAAUUCACAUUAUGGUACUUUGAUUAGUUUGAUUACUAUGUUCUCAUCCAUGGUCAAUGUGCUUGAAAUGAUUGUUGAUGAUAAUACCAAUGAUAGUGUGGCCGAAGCAAAUAAGUUAUUGAAAGACAUACAAUCUUUUGAGUUUGUGUUUUUCCUAUUUUUGAUGAAAUCUAUAUUGGGAAUCACAAAUGAUUUAUCACAAGCAUUACAAAAGGAUGAUCAAGAGAUUGGGAAUGCAAUGGCUUUAGUCAACACAUGUAAAGAACAACUAUUCUACAUGAGUAAUGAUGAGGGGUUUGGCCUUUUGGUUGACAAAGUAUUGCCAUUUUGUGUCCAACAUCAUAUUGAGGUUAUUAACAUGGAUGAGACAUAUGUAGCUCAUGGGAGAUCGCACCGUAAUACCCACAAAAAGACCAACCGUCGUUGUUACAAAGUGGAGCUCUUUUUUGUUGUCAUUGAUUCCCAGCUUAUUGUGUUAAAUGAUCGCUUCAAUGAAACAAGUACCGAAUUGCUCAUUUGUUUGGCUAGUUUGAGUCCAAAUGAUUCUUUUGCAGUUUUUGACAAAGAAAAGCUACUUUGCCUUACUUAA
Molecule: messenger RNA, 1476 nt
Organism: Pyrus x bretschneideri (Chinese white pear)
Lineage: Eukaryota; Viridiplantae; Streptophyta; Magnoliopsida; Rosales; Rosaceae
Product: zinc finger MYM-type protein 1-like
Exons: 1
Coding region: 1-1476 (491 amino acids)
Source: RefSeq, a predicted model, not a curated record